This is a messenger RNA of Parastagonospora nodorum SN15, 270 nucleotides long. RefSeq lists its product as hypothetical. The record is from RefSeq and is a predicted model, not a curated record. The transcript has 2 exons. NCBI's taxonomy places the organism in Eukaryota, Fungi, Ascomycota, Dothideomycetes, Pleosporales, Phaeosphaeriaceae. The coding region runs from base 1 to 270 and encodes 89 amino acids.
AUGGGCGACAAGCGACUUCAGCCGUGGGAUAUGGCAGAAGCCACAUUUGGAAGCGGGCAGGGCGACCUGAGGCGUCUCGCUGCUGGUUCCUGGAUCGCAUGCAGGGACAGGGUGCCCGUGAUGGUGAUGCUUCUCGACUACCUAGGCAUGACGUCGUCUCUUGGGCGUCUCCCUCGCGCGAACUGCCCGGAUAUGCCAGCGCCGAGGAAGGUUGCUGCAAGGUCCGGACAGCCGUCGCUGCCCCAUUGGAUCUCGGCGAUCAAGUCAUGA